This is a messenger RNA of Ambispora leptoticha, 567 nucleotides long. Lineage: Eukaryota; Fungi; Glomeromycota; Glomeromycetes; Archaeosporales; Ambisporaceae. The record is from the annotation of a GenBank genome assembly.
AUCUCAACAACACAGUCACAACGCUACAAUCAGAUCUAAACACUUCUCGUAGUGAACACGAAAAAUCCGUUCAAGAAUUAGAGCAUUUGCGAACACAAGUGCUUAAAAUACAACAACAGUCAGCCCAAGAGCUGGCUGAAAGAGACAAUGCAAUUCGAGAGCUGCAAGUGAACUUGGAGCAUGUGCAGGGAGAACGAGGCGAAUGGGAAAUGAUGGCGAUGCAGGAAAAAGGAUUAAAAGAUGAGUUAAAUGCACGCAUAAAGCAUUUAGAAAGAGACAUUGAGGUGCUGAAAAAUGAGAAGGAGGUGAUCAAGGCAGAGAAGGAGGCAGAGUCAGAGAGUCUAGCGAACUUACAGGCUGUCUUGGAAGAAUUUCAAGCUGCGAAGGAAUCCGAGAUUCGAGAAGUGGUUGAAGGGAUACAACGGAAACUUGCUACCGCAACUAGCGAGUUAUCAGAAUACAAAGAGCGUGCAAUACUUGCAGAGAAUCAACUUUCACAAAUAAAAGAUGAAUUCAAUAAAACACAACAAUACGAACGAGAGAUCAAAGAAAAGAAUUUACAAAUUG